UGUAUUUUUUCCAGAUCCAGCGUGAGUGCAUCGCCAUCCAUGUAGGUCAGGCUGGUGUCCAGAUUGGCAACGCCUGCUGGGAGCUCUUCUGUCUGGAGCAUGGAAUCCAGCAGGACGGGCAGAUGCUCAGUGACAAGAGCAUUGGAGGUGUAGAUGAUUCCUUCAACACAUUCUUCAGUGAGAUUGGAGCUGGGAAGCACAUCCCCAGAGCAGUUUUCGUAGACUUGGAGCCUACUGUCAUUGAUGAGGUGCGUACUGGAACCUACCGCCAGCUGUUCCACCCUGAGCAGCUGAUCACGGGUAAGGAGGAUGCUGCCAAUAACUGCGCUCGUGGAUACUACACCAUUGGCAAAGAGAUCAUCGACCUGGUCUUGGACAGGAUCCGCAAACUGGCGGACCAGUGCACCGGUCUUCAGGGCUUCCUGCUCUUCCACAGCUUUGGUGGAGGUACCGGCUCUGGUUUCACCUCCCUGCUGAUGGAGCAUCUGUCUGUGGACUAUGGCAAGAAGUCCAAUCUGGAGUUCUCCAUCUACCCAGGUCCCCAGAUGUCCACUGCUGUGGUGGAGCCCUACAACUCCAUCCUGACCACCCAUGCCACUUUGGAGCACACUGACUGUGCCUUCAUGUUGGACAAUGAGGCCCUCUACGACAUCUGCUGUAGAAACCUAGACAUUGAGCAUCCCACCUACACCAACCUGAACAGGUUGAUCGGUCAGAUUGUGUCCUCCAUCACUGCGUCUCUCCGCUUUGACGGAGCUCUGAAUGUUGACCUGAAAGAUUUCCAGACCAACUUGGAGCCUUAUCCUCGUAUCCACUUCCCUCUGACCACCUAUGCUCCAGUCAUCUCAGCUGAGAAGGCCUACCACUCGCAGCUGUCUGUGGCUGAGAUCACCAACGCUUGCUUUGAACCAGGUAAUCAGAUGGUCAAGUGUGAUCCUCGCCAUGGUAAAUACAUGGCCUGCUGUCUGCUGUAUCGUGGUGAUGUCGUUCCCAAAGAUGUCAACUCUGCUAUUUCUGCCAUCAAGACCAAACGCAGCAUCCAGUUUGUGGACUGGUGUCCCACAGGCUUCAAGGUGGGCAUCAACUAUCAGCCUCCAACUGUGGUUCCUGGUGGAGAUCUGGCCAAAGUACAGAGAGCUGUGUGCAUGUUGAGCAACACAACAGCCAUUGCUGAGGCCUGGGCCCGCCUCAACCAUAAGUUUGAUCUGAUGUAUGCUAAGAGGGCCUUUGUCCACUGGUAUGUUGGAGAGGGAAUGGAAGAAGGAGAGUUCUCAGAGGCCAGAGAAGAUAUGGCUGCCCUUGAGAAAGAUUAUGAGGAAGUUGGCACUGACAGCAUUGGAGGGGAGGAUGAAGAGGGAGAAUAAUUGUAAGCAGUUAAG
Nothobranchius furzeri (turquoise killifish) is the source of this 1379-nucleotide messenger RNA. The record is from RefSeq and is a predicted model, not a curated record. NCBI's taxonomy places the organism in Eukaryota, Metazoa, Chordata, Actinopteri, Cyprinodontiformes, Nothobranchiidae.